Molecule: messenger RNA, 5833 nt
Organism: Anopheles arabiensis
Lineage: Eukaryota; Metazoa; Arthropoda; Insecta; Diptera; Culicidae
Product: ankyrin repeat and ELMO domain-containing protein D
Exons: 7
Coding region: 697-1992 (431 amino acids)
Source: RefSeq, a predicted model, not a curated record
UCAGUAGAGUUUCUGUGUGCGUACGAGUCGCAGCCGACGACGAUUUGGGCGAAAGAUCACAGCAGCGUGCGUGUGCGUUGCGCUUCUAAAUUAUUCCGCGAUACUGUGACCUUACGGCCGGGGCCACUCCGUACGCUUUGGCCUUUCCCGUGGCAGACGAAGAUUGCCCAAUACGCAGACACACACACACCGUCCAACAGGUUGCAUCUGCUGCUGACGUCUUUCGUGUGUUGCAUUUGCAUGCAAAGGGCCUGACCUUUACGCUGUAGACAAAAGGGUGGUGGUUCGUUCUUGUUCUUGAUCUUCUAUUCUCAGCCGUUGAUGAAGCGUGAUAAGUGACGCGAGUGUCGGCACGUUUUUCACUGCUAGUUUAUUUGCGUUUCUUAUGGCCGCAAGUGUCGUUUAUUUAUGUACAAGAAACGUGUUGAAUCGGUGCGCUGUGGUGCAUAUAAUUGUGAGCUUACCCGUGCUGUUCAAAACGAAUCGUUGAAGUGAUUAGUGAUCGUGUGAAUUGUAAAAAAAUAUAUUUAACAACAAAAUAGUUUGCCAACAAUUCAAAAUCUGAGUCUCAGUGUAGUGUUUGAGUUCUCUUCUGCUCGCUGUAAAAUUCACCGCAACAAUCCACCGGGCAGAAUUCUGCAAAAGCAUCUAAUCAACCUGUGUAUAAAAAAGGAGGAAAAAACACACACGCACAACAUGAAUCUGAUGUUCCGGAAAAACAUGCGCGAGGGCGGAGGUCGCGCUGGGGGCGGUGGAUCGAAGAGUAAGAUGACCGGCCGGCAUCAGCGCAAGACGCGCGACAGCUACGGUGGGGCCGGCUCGGACGAGUACCACUACCGAACGCACAUCUUCUUCUCGCCGGCACACGUCAAGCAGGACAAUGAAGAGCUUCGCUGCACGCCCAUUUCGGGCUUUACCUUACCCCCACAAACGCCACCCACCACCACGUACUCUGACAUGGAUGCACCAAUGCAACCGCUAGUAGUCCGUAGACCCUCCGCGUCUAUGAUGAAAUGGGGCCCAAUUGCCGCUAACCGACGGGUGCCCGAGGCGGUGCCCACUGCCAGGCAAGUAAGCUUCGGCGGGCAGCCGGGCAGCGGUGGGUUCGUCAGCUCCCGCAGUGAACCGAUCUCGCUGGCAACGCUGGAUAAGGACUGCUUCAUCAUUCCGGUCCACAGCCUGGACCGCUUCCUGCCGGCAGGAAUUCCGCAACUACCGACGCCGGAAACGGCCGACCCGUCCCAGGUCGGGCCGCUCAGCGUGCUCGAGGUGUCCGAUCCAAAGAUCUGCAUCCUAGCCCACCUAAUGAGCCCGCUGGAACCGAUCGAUCCACUGCUGGAGUCGCCCCUAGCCCACCCGCUCAUGAAGCAGCGUGCCGUCGCGUCCGAGCUGCUGAACGAGGUCCAGCAGGGCAACAAUGCCGUCGGCGGAAUGCUGCUCGCCAACAUGGAGCGAAGUUCCGCCGAAUUUCCCUUCAUCGCUUACUAUGUGAUAAACACCACCCAAACCGAUCCCGCCAUGUUCUACACGGGUGUGCGCGGCGCUUCGCUGUCCAAGUUUGAGCCGAAAAACACGCGCUACACCGCAGCCCACACGCUCGACCUGUACAGUGAGGUGGCGUCCAUCUGCCGGCCACCGCUAGCGCUCGCCCCGAACGAGAUCGGCAGCGUGAAGAAGGGCCAAACGCCCUCCACCGGGUAUAUCAUUAGUGUCUACAAGGUGUACGAAGGUGAUGAUGGAGAACGCUUCGAGCGUAACUGGCUGUACUGGACCGGUGCCAGGAUGAUUUACAGGUACCUUCCCAAAACGGCCGGUCUGCGGAGAAUAACGCUUCACAAAAGUGUAUCGUCGCGCGGCGACAAGAUGUAUCUGCUGCUGUGCGAAUGUGCCGACCUGCUCAAGGAUCUGUCGGCGGCUGCCCUGCUCAUACCGGCCCUUCGCGCACGGUUAUGUGGCUACACGGGACUGUACCGGCCAAUUCAAACCUUCUGAAGCCUCCGCCAUCGUUUCCAUCCAAUCGGUAAACUACUUUUCCGCGCUCUGAUAACUUCUACUGACACACGCCUGCCAAUCGAACGUGUUGCGCUUGUCCAACAGAAGAAGAAAAAACAACAAAUUCCACAAAACCAUAGGCGCAAAAAAGCAACACAAAAAAUGCAAAAAUGGUUGUGUAAUUGUGUAAUCAUCAAUACAGUAGGGUAAGUAAAAUUUCACUCGCCACAGAGCCUGCACACGGCUCAAUAUUAUCUUCUCCUGAAAGUGCUGAGUAAACUCGAAUAAUGAGUUGCGGCACCAGAGCACACGAUAGAUAGCGCAUCGACAGUAGCUGUGUGUCCUUUACAUCAAACAAUUCAAUUUAUCGAAUGAUUAGUACUUAAUAAUUUAAUGGAAAAAAGCAACAACCAUCACGUCUCUAGUGAUUUUGGAAUACGCGCGAAAGUUAUAGAUAAAAAAAAAAAAACAAAACUCACGCCCCACAAAUAAUAUUGCGCUUGAAGGGAAUAGAUAUAUUGUACAAAUAGGGUGCAGUAGAAGACCAAAAACCAAACCACUGUGGUAACGCAGUCUGGUUGCCUACUCUCAGGCGUUUAAGAACAACAGACAAACAGACAAACAGCAAAACUUCUACUGCAUAACACUUAAGUCACUACGCCGUGCCAGUAGCAUAUGAGUAUAGUUAAAACAGUCACAGGCCGUCGUGGUGUCGUAGAUGGAGGAAGCGGCCAUACACCAUACUGCCAACGUUGGCCCUGGAGACCGUGUUAGUAAUAUUCGUUUGAUAUGAAGGAUAAGUUUCACCACACCAAAACCACUCAACUGCAAGCGGUAGUUGAAUUAUCGAUGCGCCAAAAUACUUACAAAACUUACGCAGACCGCAGGCAGCCGUAGUUUUACCGAACAAACGAAAAAAAAAAAUACACAAAAACAACCACCAGGAAUGAGAUGGUUUCACACGACCGCAAUGGAAUACAAUCAUGCUGAUCUGAUUAGUUCGUAUUUACAUAAGCGUCCUUUUCCAUAUACAACGUUGCAUCACAGAAGAAAAGAAAACCCAAAUUGGCUGCAAAACACACCUGCAAACUGUAAAAUAGGAAUCUAUAAAACAUGGAACUUAGUUCUAUUCCUACUCUCGUAUCUAAUAUAUUCUCUUUUUUUUGAAUACAUAUAAGCCUAACACAUAUGCCUACAGACAUGAAAACGUGACAUAAACGAUUUUCAAAAAUGUUUAAAUAAACCUUCUUUUUACUGUUCAUCAACGACACCUCUUCAACUCACAGCUUGCAGCCUUAUCGACAUAUUUAAACACACUCCAAACGGUACGACAAUUGCUCAAUGAUGCCCGAAGGUUGAGGGUCGCCGGAAGAUUGAUACAAGUUUAAAAAGAGCUGUGGUCCAAAUUUGUUGUUAGUUUUUGUGCAUAAGUUCGUAUAAUAUCGUAUGAUGAAAACAGAGCCUCAAAAGCGUGUGCACCCACAUUUGUUAAGGAAUAUUUUUCCCUCUACUUACUGAAUAUGCUUUAACGAGAUAUCGUAACGAUGAGCACGAUCAACACUAGUGCCACCUAACAUAGUUAUUUAAAGGCAAAUCGAUUAACUGCAGAACAUAUUUGUCAAAGAACUAUAAAAAGAAACAUAUUUUAAAGGCAAAGUACACCAAAACCACAAGUGGGAGUGUAAUUCAGCAAAAGCAAACCAGCUAGCAAACGCUUCUCUAAGAGAAACGAAAAAGUUAAUGAGAAAAAAAACAACAAACAAACAGUGAAAUGACCAAAGCGUCGUAAAAAGAAGUAUAAAAAUUUGGAAGAAGUAAAUAAAAAGAUAAAAACAAACACAUGGAUCAAUAUAUUUAUAAUGCUUCCGACGGUAGUAGGUACGGAGAAACCAAGCCACUUCUUGCCACAAACAAUGUUACCAUGCAAACAAAUGCAUACGCUUUGCUCGUCUGAGCGAUCCGAUAAGCUGUCUAGAUAAGCGAACGUAAAGAAAUGUGCUUAGUUAUAGAUAAAAAAGGGGGCAAACAAUGUGCUGAACAAGAACGAACAUAGGAACGAAAAAUGUAGCGAAAAUCGUAAAGCAAGAAUUAGAAAACAUUACAAAAAAAUGUAUAGCCCGGCAUAAGAUUUUUUAUAACCGAUUUCAAAUUUCCAAUUUUACUAGAGUAGUAAAACAAGAAAAACGUAUAAUGGAAAGAUAGCGGUAAAAAGCGAAUUAGAACGAACAACUAUUGCAAACAAAUACACAAAAACAACACGAAAACAAAAAAACAUGUCCCAAAUUGUCGAAAGCGAAAAGAUAAAGAGAAGAGAGAAAGAAAGAAAGAUAUAAAUACGCUUAUAUACAUAAAUGCCGAAACUCUCUUUAACUCUUUCCUUCUUUUGAUAGAGCUUUAGAAACGGUUGGAAACAUCUUUAGCCCAUCCUCUGAGAUAAGAAUAGAGCAGAACUGUAAAGAGAAUCGUAAAACACACGUAUAAACUGCGAUCGUUUUGUGAAGGUUUUUUUUUUUGUUAUUUGUGUGCAAACAUAGUUUUUCAACAUUUUUGUGACCAAAAUAUGGGAGAUUACUUUCGAAUUAGAUCGAUACAAAAACCUGAUAACUUACGUAUGGUUCACUUUCUCUCCACUCAUUAUCGCAUUUUUUAAAGCAUGCUAAAAAAUACACACAAAAUAAUGGAAAAUGUACAACCGAGUCAAUAAAAAGGAGGAAGAAAACACCUUCUCAAAUCGCUAAUCGUCACGAAAGGUCUAAAAAGACGAAGCAAAUAAACCCAAAAUCAGUUUAGAAAAUAAAAACCUCCGCGAAGGAGGAUGCGAUUUAACCCAUUAAACUUUCUACUUAUCGCUUGUAAUCGCAUAUAGCGCAAUGCAAAAAGCAAAAUGGGCCAGUCAGGAUGUCAGAUCGUUCAUGCAAAACUUUACCUUGCAACGGAGCGCAAAAGAUGGCAAGAGAGGCAAGUUGCAAAAGGUGAAACCGAAGAACAGAUGGAAAAUGGCCCCGACAAAAAAAGCCCCAAAAGAAGAAACACACUUUAACGAGAAGAAGAAAAAAACUUGCAAUGCUGUGAUACUGAUACAUUUUAAUGAAGUUAAUUAAAUCUAAAUGCCCAGCAUUCGCUGGCUGCCCUGCCCCUGCUGCCGCCGUUUGCUGCUGUCGCUCUGGCACCGCACCGAUUGCUGCUGCACACUAACACGUUCGUUCGUUUGUUCACCCGGUCCCGGGGUACGGAAGAAAAGAGCAAGGUGGGGGGACACGUUUUGAGAAAGGUCAGGGUGGUGGUGGUGGUGGUGGUUAUUGGCGCGAAUGGUUCAAGAUUUAUCAAAUUACACCUAACGGCGCAGAGAACAGAACCGCUUCUAACUCUUCGUUGUUUCGUUACGUUUAGAGUUUGUUCGAUUGUUAGUUCUUUUUAAAUGGCUAAUUUUUUACUCAUUUAGUUUCUUCUUUUUUGCUAUUUUCUUAUAUAAAGUUUAAAAGACUAUUUCGUAGCUAUCAUUUUAUUUGCGCAAUUGCAAACUGUCCGACAGUAAAUUUUCAAAAUUUAACCACUUUGAAUGUUUUACCACCCAAACAAUGUUUAAACGUACCUAAAAGUUACCGAAUUAUUGUGAUUUUAAAUUGACACAGCUACAAACAAAAGUCUAUAACAGAGUGGCAACAUAAAGAUGAACACUGGGAAAAGGGAAAAUCACAACAAGAUGAAGCAAAAAAAAAACCAGCAGAGCCGAGGAAUGUUGAACAAGCAUCCCACAGAUUCUAGAACAGUUGAUCAGAUGGAAAUAAAGCAGCCAUGUAAGAACAAAUAAGAAAAUAAACCAAUAAACAAAUUAUUUAAA